Messenger RNA from Knipowitschia caucasica, 2511 nucleotides. The record is from the annotation of a GenBank genome assembly. NCBI's taxonomy places the organism in Eukaryota, Metazoa, Chordata, Actinopteri, Gobiiformes, Gobiidae.
AUGAUCUCCGCUUUCUCCCCGCUCUUGGCUCGGCCUAACUUGGCUCGGCCUAACUUGGCUCGGCCUAACCUGCCUCUGAGGAAGCCUUUGUCCAGUCCCACGGCUCCAUGUGGGGCUGGACCGACCUCACCUGAGACUGUCAGCAACUCUGGAGGCACUGCUGUGACUCCACCUACCAACAGAGGAAACACAAUCAUGUCUUCCUUGAAACCAACUCCGGUUGUGAAUUUCUGCAGAGUCUGCGGCCAACGAGCACCAUUUCGUUGUAAAGGUUGUGAGAAGACGUUCUACUGCUCAGUGGUGUGUCAGAAAGAGGACAGGAGCGCUCACAGACCCAUGUGUAAAAAGGAGGAAGCAGAACCAGCUCGUGAUGCGCUCCUGGAGUAUAGUCUAGAUCAUUCAGACACAACCAGCAUCCAGAGAGUAUACAUGAGAGACUUACCCACAAGAGCGAUCAAAGGAACAGAAAUGGAGGCGUCAGUCGUGGAGGUUUAUAGUCCUGGACGUUUCUUUGUCAUUCCCCAAAACAAAGAGAACCUUGAGGGUUUGAAGUCCAUCACCAAAGAGCUCCAGAUAAACUUCAGCAUCCCCACGGCGCUGCUACACACCCCCCACGUGGACGAGGUGUGCGCCGUGCAGUACUCCUGCGACAAGAACUGGUACCGUGGUCUGAUCCAAAGUGUGGCUGUGGACAAAAACACAGCUCAUGUCCUUUAUAUAGACUUUGGCAACGAGGAGGAAGCCCCCUUUGUGAGAAUAAAACCUUUGACAGCCGAACUACAGCAGUUCAGCCCCUGUGCGAUUGAGUGCUGUAUGGCUCUAGUCCCCGCUGCUGAGUCUUGGUCGGAUCAGUGUUGUAUAUCGUUACGGCAGCUGGUGGAAGGAAAGGUAUUCACCAUAAAAGUGACAAAUGCUUUGAGCGGUCGAAUGCUCGAGGUCGAGGUGGUGCUCUCCAAUGGAACUCCUCUGAGCUCCUUUCUUCUGGAGCGUGACUAUGCAACGAAGAGAACCAUCAACACGGCACCGACUGAAGAGGACAUAGCUGCGAUGGAGAGUGCAUCUCUGGAUAACUAUAAACGACUCUCCUCCGGCAAAGACGCCAACCUGUGGGCCCGGGUCCCGGAGCCGCUCACCGUGGCUCUGGGCCAGUCCUUCUUGGUCGUGGUCUCGCACUUUCAAACGCCUGAAAAGAUUGUGGUACAAAAAGUGGACAAUGCGAGAGUGGUCCAGGAUCUGCAGUUUAAGCUCAAAGAUCACUGCAACAAACUGCCAGAGUCCAGUCAUUUCAGACCUGCUCCUGGGACUGUGUGCUGCGCCAUGUUCUCUGAGGACAAGCAGUGGUACCGGGCUAAGAUUCUGGCCUAUCCUUCAGAAGAUCGAGUGUGUGUCGGUUACUUGGAUUUUGGAAACUCUGAAGAUGUAGAAUUGAGCAGUUUGCGUCCCAUCUCCCAGUCUCUCCUGGACACACCGAUGCAGGCCAUGACGUGUGGUCUUGUUGUGCAGCCGACGGGAGAGAGUUGGUCCAAAGAUUGCCUGGAGGCCCUGCAGAAAAGGAUUGGCAAUCGUAUUCUGCGUGUUGUGAUCCUUGGGGCUCAUGAAGGGAAGGCGUUGGUGUCGAUAGUUGAUGAGGUGAGCGACCCACAGGCCAACAUGGCGGAGCUGCUGAUCUCUGCUGGGUACGCUGUAGCUGCUUCUGUCGCUAACGGAAACCAUCCAUCAACGGAGACGCCACUUCCUGCUCCUGAUGUGCCAGAGCCAGUCCCAGCCCUCUCCCCAGUCCCAGCCCUCUCCCCAGUCCCAGCCCUGGCCCCAGUCCCAGCCCUGGCCCCAGUCCCAGCCCUGGCCCCAGUCCCAGCCCUCUCCCCAGUCCCAGCCCUCUCCCCAGUCCCAGCCCUGGCCCCAGUCCCAGCCCUGGCCCCAGUCCCAGCCCUGGCCCCAGUCCCAGCCCUCUCCCCAGUCCCAGCCCUGGCCCCAGUCCCAGCCCUCUCCCCAGUCCCAGCCCUCUCCCCAGUCCCAGCCCUGGCCCCAGUCCCAGCCCUCUCCCCAGUCCCAGCCCUCUCCCCAGUCCCAGUCCCAGCCCUCUCCCCAGUCCCAGCCCUCUCCCCAGUCCCAGCCCUGGCCCCAGUCCCAGCCCUCUCCCCAGUCCCAGCCCUCUCCCCAGUCCCAGCCCUGGCCCCAGUCCCAGCCCUCUCCCCAGUCCCAGUCCCAGCCCUCUCCCCAGUCCCAGCCCUCUCCCCAGUCCCAGCCCUGGCCCCAGUCCCUACACCUCCUAGGUCUGUUCCAAACGGAGAAACAGCUGUGUCGAGUCCAGAGCCCUGUGCAGCGCUGGAAACUGAGGCCCCGCCCCCGGAGCCAGUGUCUCUGGGCAGAAACACAGGAGCAGAGAAGGAGUGGGUGGCCCCCAGCUGCUGCUGCAGUCAUCUUAAAAACCAGAUGGAGCGACUGGAGGUGAUGGUGGAGCACAUACUUGAGCUUCUGCAGAUGCCUCACAUGAACAUGGCUCUGGGCUAG